This is a messenger RNA of Diceros bicornis minor, 1766 nucleotides long. RefSeq names its product PP2A Aalpha (PPP2R1A) and B55A (PPP2R2A) interacting phosphatase regulator 1 (gene PABIR1). Gene Ontology annotation, molecular function: protein serine/threonine phosphatase inhibitor activity. The coding region runs from base 34 to 1023 and encodes 329 amino acids. Gene Ontology annotation, biological process: mitotic G2/M transition checkpoint. NCBI's taxonomy places the organism in Eukaryota, Metazoa, Chordata, Mammalia, Perissodactyla, Rhinocerotidae. The transcript has a single exon. Gene Ontology annotation, cellular component: cytoplasm; nucleus. The record is from RefSeq and is a predicted model, not a curated record.
GACAUCGCAGGGCGCCUGCGCGAAGGGGCACGCAUGCGCAGAGGGCCGAGUCCGCUGACAGAUUCUCGGUGGCGGCGGCAGCGGCGGCGGCCCUGGACUGCGGGGAAUGGGACUGCUAGGUUUCUGACUGAGCACCGCCCCCGCCUCCCUGCCCCCGACAUGGCUCAGGAGAAGAUGGAGCUAGACCUGGAGCUGCCUCCGGGUACGGGCGGGAGCCCGGCGGAGGGCGGCGGCAGUGGCGGCGGCGGGGGCCUCAGGAGGUCUAACAGCGCCCCCCUGAUCCACGGCCUCAGUGACACUUCGCCGGUGUUCCAGGCCGAGGCGCCGAGCGCCAGGCGGAACAGCACGACGUUCCCGAGCCGCCACGGCCUGCUGCUGCCGGCCUCCCCCGUCCGCAUGCACAGCAGCCGCUUGCACCAGAUCAAACAGGAGGAGGGCAUGGACUUGAUCAACCGAGAGACGGUCCACGAGCGCGAGGUGCAGAACGCAAUGCAGAUAAGCCACUCCUGGGAGGAAAGUUUCAGCCUGAGUGACAACGAUGUGGAGAAAUCCGCCUCGCCGAAGCGCAUCGAUUUCAUUCCGGUGUCACCAGCGCCGUCACCCACCCGGGGAAUUGGGAAGCAGUGUUUUUCACCAUCCUUGCAAAGUUUUGUGAGUAGCAAUGGAUUGCCUCCAAGUCCUAUUCCCAGUCCAACAACCCGAUUUACUACUCGGAGAAGCCAGAGUCCCAUUAAUUGCAUUAGACCAAGUGUUCUUGGACCAUUGAAAAGAAAAUGUGAAAUGGAAACUGAAUAUCAGCCAAAGAGAUUUUUCCAGGGCAUCACCAACAUGCUUUCUUCUGACGUUGCACAGCUGUCAGAUCCUGGUGUGUGUGUAUCUUCAGAUACCCUUGAUGGAAACAGCAGCAGUGCCGGAUCUUCUUGUAACUCACCAGCGAAAGUCAGCACUACCACCGACUCUCCUGUGUCGCCUGCCCAAGCGGCCUCUCCAUUUAUUCCAGUAGAUGAACUUUCGUCUAAGUGAUUUCGCCCACCCAUCCUGUGACUCUGUUGCUUUUGCAAUGGAGAGAAAAAUCAAGUUGGAGCAAGCACUGAACUUUGUCGAUUAAUUUGAGGCUAUUUCCUAUUUUACCCUUUUCCUUUUUUGGAAUUUCCUGAAAUGUUGUUGUUCUAGAGAACUUUUAUGUCAGGUUCCUGCGGAUGCCCUUGAAUUCAGUGUAGUAAUAUUUUCAGACAUUUUCCCAAUAAGUGUGUUAAAGCAUACAUCUUUACGCUGCUAAUGUGUCUAAAUACAUAUGUUAUCCCUUGAUUUUUUAAAAUAAUUGAGAGCUCUAUUUAUUUAUGGGAUUAUUAAGUUCUGAUGCAAGUAUAAAUGUUGAAUUAAUCAGCAUAGUAAACUGAUGUUUUAAAAUUCCGUACUUCAUGCCCACACUAAUUUUUAAUGUUAUCAGUGAUUGCUAAUUUCUAUUUGAUAAAGAACAAUAACCUAUUUACAGCCAUUUUUAAAAUAUGUUAGUUAUAACAUAUCAAUCCAGUAGUUGGCUAUUUUACCCACGAGAUCUUGGAUGUUUAAUUUUCUGGGUACAGAAGUGGAUGGGAGGGGAAAAGAUAACAGAAUAUAAAAGUUUGCAACAAAUCUUUUAAAAUUAAAUAUAUAAAAGUAAACGUAUUUAAGGAAAACAUUUUCUAAUGAAAUUUUAAUAGUAAUUCUAAUAAGUUGUACAAAUAUAACUACUAUACAGACAAUGAAAAAAAAUUUUUUUUUUU